Molecule: messenger RNA, 969 nt
Organism: Punica granatum (pomegranate)
Lineage: Eukaryota; Viridiplantae; Streptophyta; Magnoliopsida; Myrtales; Lythraceae
Source: RefSeq, a predicted model, not a curated record
AAUUGCAGACACACAAAUCUCUCUCAUCGGGAAGCAUCGCCAGCGCCCAAAUCUCCAUUCCCCUCCGCCCUCUCUCUCUCUCUCUCUCUAAUCGGCGAAAGCCUUAUCGCAGAUCUGUAUUUUUCAUAGUAAUUGGAUCAUAGCAAAGGCUUGAGGAGAUGUCUUCGACAUUCAGCGGCGAUGAGACUGCCCCUUUCUUCGGCUUCCUCGGCGCGGCCGCUGCGCUCGUCUUCUCGUGCAUGGGAGCCGCCUAUGGGACGGCGAAGAGUGGCGUCGGUGUGGCGUCGAUGGGUGUGAUGAGGCCGGAGCUGGUGAUGAAGUCGAUCGUGCCGGUGGUUAUGGCUGGUGUGCUCGGUAUCUAUGGUCUGAUUAUUGCUGUUAUUAUCAGCACGGGGAUUAACCCUAAGGCCAAGUCGUACUACCUCUUUGAUGGAUACGCGCAUCUGUCCUCUGGUCUCGCUUGUGGCCUCGCUGGUCUCUCCGCCGGUAUGGCUAUUGGCAUCGUCGGAGAUGCUGGUGUCAGGGCCAAUGCUCAACAGCCCAAACUUUUCGUGGGGAUGAUCCUCAUUCUUAUCUUUGCUGAAGCACUUGCUCUGUACGGGCUUAUCGUCGGCAUCAUCCUGUCUUCUCGAGCUGGUCAAUCAAGAGCAGAGUAAAAGGCACAGCUCGUGGUACAAAGAGCUUACGAGAAGAGGGUAUCCUGUCCAGUGACUGCGAGUGGGUUUAUUCUGAUACUUUGAUUAUUAUCCAUGUUUUGAUCGGUUGGAGGAGGUUGUAGCUUUGGAAAAUCUCUUACUCCGAAAUUCUUGCUGUGAAGUUUGUGUUGAUUUUAUUAGAUGGGCGCGGGAUUUUCUCCGCUCAUACUGGUAGAAUAUGUAUGAUUAGACCUAGUAUCUCAAUAAAAUCGAGCUCCACCUGUUCUGCUGUGCCUCUGGUAUUUAUUCAAUAAUAAUUGUCAUCUCAUAUGUA